Molecule: messenger RNA, 1737 nt
Organism: Hipposideros armiger (great roundleaf bat)
Lineage: Eukaryota; Metazoa; Chordata; Mammalia; Chiroptera; Hipposideridae
Product: 40S ribosomal protein S4, X isoform-like
Exons: 2
Coding region: 418-1209 (263 amino acids)
Biological process (GO): translation
Cellular component (GO): ribosome; cytosolic small ribosomal subunit
Molecular function (GO): RNA binding; structural constituent of ribosome
Source: RefSeq, a predicted model, not a curated record
UGCCGAGCUACAACCGCCUUCCGACUCUCGUUUUCCGCCGGCGAACAAAAGAACUCCUUCUCCGCCUCCGCCCCGUGUCGCAUCACCGGUAUAGCUCGCGCUUGUCGCUGCGGGGGUUUGGCCCAGCCGCCUAUUAACUUGGCCAUAACCCAAAAGGCUGGGGAAGAAAGGGUGAAAGUGAGGGUGAAAGUUCCUGUCAUUUUGUUUUAAUGCCCAGUGUGGCCCUUUCUGCCUCCUACCUCCCAACUCCCCCUCCAAUAGUAGCAGUCUCCACUCACUUUUGCCUCCUGGGCCAUAGGCAUGCCCUACUUUAUUAUAACUUUAUUACUCCCUUUAUAGGUCGCCUGUGCCACUUAACUCUCACAGGUAGUGAUGUGAGAGACGCUCGAAGAAGGGAAUUUAAAUGAAGAAAUAGCCAUGGCUCGUGGUCCCAAGAAGCACCUGAAGCGUGUAGUGGCUCCAAAGCAUUGGAUGCUGGAUAAAUUGACCGGUGUGUUUGCUCCUCGUCCAUCCACUGGUCCCCACAAGCUGAGGGAAUGUCUCCCUCUCAUCAUCUUCCUAAGGAACAGACUUAAGUGUGCUCUAACAGGAGAUGAAGUAAAGAAGAUCUGCAUGCAGCGGUUCAUUAAGGUUGAUGGUAAGGUCCGAACUGAUGUAACCUACCCUGCUGGUUUUAUGGACAUCAUCAGCAUCGACAAGACCGGAGAGAACUUCCGUCUGAUCUAUGACACCAAGGGUCGCUUUGCUGUUCAUCGUAUUACACCAGAGGAGGCCAAGUACAAGUUGUGCAAAGUGAGAAAGAUCUUUGUGGGCACAAAAGGAAUCCUACAUCUGGUGACCCAUGAUGCUCGCACCAUCCGCUACCCUGAUCCCCUCAUCAAGGUGAAUGACACCAUUCAGAUUGAUUUGGAGACUGGCAAAAUUACUGAUUUCAUCAAGUUUGACACUGGUAACCUGUGCAUGGUAACCGGAGGUGCUAACCUGGGAAGAAUUGGUGUGAUCACCAACAGAGAGAGGCACCCUGGUUCUUUUGAAGUAGUUCAUGUGAAAGAUACCAAUGGCAACAGUUUUGCCACCCGGUUCUCCAACAUUUUUGUUAUUGGCAAAGGCAACAAACCAUGGAUAUCUCUUCCCCAUGGAAAGGGUAUCCGCCUCACCAUUGCUGAAGAGAGAGCUAAGAGACUGGCAGCCAAACAGAGCAAUGGGUGAAAUGAAAUAUCUCUAGGUGACAUGACUGGAAGAGUCUUUUUAUUUAACUAAGAUAAUAUAGCAUGAAAAAAAUUAAAUUAAAAUUUUUAUUUUGAGAUAACUAGAUUCAUAUGUAAUCAUAAAAAAUAGCACAUUAGAGACCCUGUGUAUCUUUUACUCAGUUUUCCCCAAUAACAGUUUGCAAAACUGUAGUACAGCAUCACAGCCAGGAUUGAUGGCUACAGUAAAGACAUAGAAUUUCCAUCACCACAAAUAUCCUUUAUGUUGCACCAUUUUGCCCUUCUAGAAGCAAUGUAUGAGGGUUCCAAUUUCUCCAUAGCCUCACCAACACUUGUUAUUUUCCAUUUAAGAAAUUAUAGUCAUCCUAGCAGGUAUGAAGUAGCAACUCGUGGUUUUGAUUUGCAUCUUCCUGAUUGUUGGUGGUGAGCAUCUGUUAAUAUGCUUCUUGACCAUUUCUCUUGCUUCUUUGGAUAAAUAACAAUCCAAACCCUCAUUUGCUUAUUUUAAAUUGUGUCAUUAAUGUUUUUG